Molecule: messenger RNA, 7738 nt
Organism: Anguilla anguilla (European eel)
Lineage: Eukaryota; Metazoa; Chordata; Actinopteri; Anguilliformes; Anguillidae
Gene: eml4
Product: echinoderm microtubule-associated protein-like 4
Exons: 25
Coding region: 436-3492 (1018 amino acids)
Biological process (GO): microtubule cytoskeleton organization
Cellular component (GO): mitotic spindle
Molecular function (GO): microtubule binding
Source: RefSeq, a predicted model, not a curated record
CACACACACGCACUCACUCCAGGCUCUGUGUCAGCGCGCACGCGUGUGUGUGAGUGUGAGAGAGGCAGGACGGUGACGGAGCUGUGCUCAGAGCUCUGGGUCCUGGAGGGCAGUCCUGAUCGCUGGCAGCAGGAGGAACUCACGCACACACACGCUGCAGCUAGGGGAAGCGCGUACGCGUGGCACACACACUCACACACUCACACACACACACACACGCUCUCACGUUGCGGCUGGAGGAACCGCGCACACACACUCACUCACGCUCUCUCGCCGUGGCUAGGAAAACCGCUUGCACACGCAGUCGCACACGCAGUCGCACACGCAGUCGCACACGCAGUCGCACACGCAGUCGCACACGCAGUCGCACGCGCUUUUUCACGCGAGGACGCUCCGUGCAGCCUGGAGAGCCUUCCCCUCGGCACAGAGAAGAGAAUGGAGAUCUCUCCGCUGGUCGCCCAGGCGUGCAGAUCCACCGCGCUGCUCAGCAACCACUGCGCCGAUGACAGCAUCUCGGCGGCGAGUGCGUCGGAUGUGCAGGACCGCUUGUCGUCGCUGGAGCUGCGGGUGCAGCAGCAGGAGGAUGAGAUCACUGUGAUGAAAGCAGCGCUGGCCGACGUGCUGCGCCGCCUGGCCCUCUCUGAGGACUCCACCGCCCCCAAGAAACAGACCCCCGGCAAAGGACAGAACCCGCUGCGCGAGGCCUACUCCAUGUCCUGCAUUUCUAACGGCAGCUCCAGCAGCCGCAAGCCCAGUCACAGAGACGGCCCCUCUGCGUCCGUCACCAGGAAGGAGACCCUCUCCUCUGCAGCCAAGAGCGGUCCAGAGAAAAAGAAGGAGAAGCCGCAGAUGGAGGGGAUCAAGGAGAAGGAGGAGCCGCAGGCUAACGAUAAAUGCCCUGCCAGCCCCCAAGCGCCGUCCCCCUCCCACCACCCCCCCUCCCCCCACCCCCCUCAGUCGCAAAGACAGCCCCAGGAGAACAAGAGCUCCUCUCCAGCCAAAAGGGCCCAGAGCACCAAGCGGGGCUCCGGGAUGGAGCGGUCCCAGAGCAGCACGUGGGACGGCGGGGAGGAGAGCAGGAACAAGCUGGUGAAGGCGGCCUCCACGUCCAAGCUGCUGGCCAAGGUGGCGAAGAACGCUGAGAAGCACAAAGACUCAGUUCCCACCCAAGCCAAAAUGUCGACCCGAGAGAAAAACAGCCAAGAGGGUGACUACAUUAAGAUGUUCAUGCGGGGGCGGCCCAUCACCAUGUUCAUCCCGUCCAACGUGGAGAACUACGAGGAUGUGCGGACCGAGCUGCCGUCCGAGAGGCUGAAGCUGGAGUGGGUGUACGGCUACAAGGGCCGUGACUGCAGGGCGAACGUGUACCUGCUGCCCACGGGAGAGAUCGUGUACUUCAUCGCCUCCGUGGUCGUCCUCUUCAACUACGAGGAGCGGACGCAGCGCCACUACCUGGGACACACAGACUGCGUCAAAUGUCUGGCCAUCCACCCAGAUAAGAUCCGCAUCGCCACGGGACAGCUCGCCGGGGUGGACAAGGACGGCCGGCCUCUCCAGCCCCACGUCAGGGUGUGGGACUCGGUCAGCCUGUCCACCCUGCAGGUCAUCGGGCUGGGCACCUUCGAGAGGGGCGUCGGGUCGCUCUGCUUCUCCAAAGCUGACAUGGGCACCCACCUGGGGGUGAUCGAUGACUCUAAUGAGCACAUGCUAACCAUCUGGGACUGGCAGAAGAAAUCCAAGAUUGCUGAGAUUAAGAGCACCAAUGAGGUGGUGUUAGCGGUGGAGUUCCACCCCACAGACGCCAACACCAUCGUCACCUGCGGCAAAUCCCACGUCUUCUUCUGGACCUGGAGCGGCGCCUCGCUGGCACGCAAGCAGGGCAUCUUCGGGAAAUACGAGAAGCCCAAGUUUGUGCAGUGCCUGGCCUUCCUCAGUAACGGGGACGUCCUGACGGGCGAUUCGGGGGGCAUCAUGCUUGUGUGGAGUCGCAGCACCGUGGAGCCCGCCCCCGGAAAGGGGCCGAAAGGCGCGUACCAGAUCAGCCGUCAGAUCAAGGGGCACGACGGCAGCGUGUUCACCCUGUGUCAGAUGAGGAACGGCACCCUGCUGACGGGAGGGGGGAAGGACCACAAGAUCAUCCUGUGGGACCACGACCUGAACCCUGAGAGAGACAUCGAGGUCCCUGACCAAUAUGGAACCAUUCGAGCGGUGGCCGAGGGGAAGGGGGAGCAGUUUUUGGUGGGCACGUCGCGCAACUUCAUCCUGAGGGGGACGUUUAACGAUGGUUUCCAAGUGGAAGUGCAGGGUCACACGGAUGAGCUGUGGGGGCUGGCCUCGCACCCCUUCAAGGACCUGUUCCUCACCUGUGCUCAGGACAGACAGGUGUGCCUCUGGAACUCUGUGGACCACUCCCUGGAAUGGACCAGGCUUCUGGAUGAGCACGGGCACUGUGCAGACUUCCACCCCAGUGGUUCUGUAGUGGCCAUCGGGACUCACUCAGGAAAGUGGUAUGCUCUCGAUGCUGAGACGAGGGACCUGGUCGCCAUCCACACAGACGGGAAUGAGCAGCUGUCCGUCAUGCGCUACUCUGUGGAUGGCACCCUGCUGGCAGUGGGAUCACACGACAACUUCAUUUACCUCUACACCGUGUCGGAGAAGGGCAGGAAGUACAGCAGAUACGGGAAGUGCACUGGACAUUCCAGCUACAUCACACAUCUUGACUGGUCCCCCGACAACAAGUUCAUCAUGUCCAACUCAGGAGACUAUGAAAUCCUUUACUGGGACAUUCCAAACGGUUGCAAGCUGAUCCGGAAUCGUUCAGAGUGCAAGGACAUCGACUGGGCCACGUACACCUGCGUGCUGGGCUUCCACGUCUUUGGGGUGUGGCCCGAGGGCUCGGACGGGACGGACAUCAACGCGCUGAUCAGGUCCCACAACCGGAAGGUGAUCGCGCUGGCCGACGACUUCUGCAAAGUGCACCUCUUCCAGUACCCCUGUUCCAGACCCAAGGCUCCGAGUCACAAGUACAGCGCCCACAGCAGUCACGUGACUAACGUCAGCUUCCAGCACAAUGACAGUCACUUGGUGUCCACCGGCGGCAAGGACACCAGCAUCAUGCAGUGGCGAUUGGUGGAGAAAAUCCCCUCCUUACAGCAAAGCGAGAGCAUGACCCUGGGGGAGGGGCUUCAAAACUCCACCCCCCGGGGUGGGGCCCCACCCCCAGUGGAGUCACUUACACCCACUGAACCCAACUCACUCCCGCUGGCCUCCCCACCCACGGGCACCACCACGCCCCCACCCACCCCUCCUGAGCCUACGCCCAAUGGACAGCAGGAGAGCUCCCCUGACACCCCGCCCCCUUCUAUCUCCACACCCCCGUCUUCCAUUACCCCGCCCCCGUCUUCCAGCACACUGAGCGCCAAGGACAGCCUGGAGCCGAAUGACGACGCGGCCACGCCCUGCGACGGGCACACACCCUCCCCACCCUCGUAAGAACCUGAGCCAGAACCCAGAGUUCGCUCUCUGUCCUGCUGUGAGCUCCCCCUAGAGGCCGUUUGAUGUAACUGUGCUUUCCAGGGGAGCGCAGCUGGGUUUCAUGUUUUUUUUUUUUUCUGGUUCUUUGAUCUUUAUUUUUAUGUUCUUUUUGUCUGUUUGUUUGUUUUGAAGUAAUUGUUAAUUUCCAGAUUGGUUGGAAAAAAGGGGGCUUGGUCUAAAAAUUGGCUGGAUAUUCAGUUUAGUGUUUUAUAGGUUGAGUCUAUGAGUGAAGGGUUUGAGGAGAGAACAUCCCUGUUGUUUUAGAUGAUGCAGGUAAUUAAACUGAAGAUUAAAGCAUGGAUAAAAAGCAGACACAUAAAACACACAGACACUAAUACACUCAAAAACACACGAUCAGACACUAACACACAGACUCUAACAGACACCGCAGCACACACAGGUACACACUCAGAUACCGUCAGACACACAGAUAUAUUUUUGAGGAAGAAACUGGCAUCCAGAGAGAGAGAAAGUGGAUGCUUCCUGUGCUUUGAAGGGAAUGCUGAACCUGGGGUUUGUUUGAACUGAAAAAGCUGGCUUUCAGUUCUGAUUUCCUUUUUUAACUUUAUUUUAUCUGGAGGAAGUUCUACUCAUUCUAUUGAUGAAUGGAAAAGCAAAGGAAUAGGGGAGCUGCUCUACCUCUAGAAGUCUCACACACAUCCACACACAUGCACAUAUGUACACACACGCACACACACACACACACACACACACACACACACACACAUACACGCACACGGGUCAUCAGUGCAUAGCUACAGAUGAAUAUGAGCAUCUGUGUAUAAGUGUAUAAUUCUGAAGGACGGUGGGCAGAGGUAGUCCCCUGUCUGCUCUGGCUGGCGUGGGUGUGAUAGGCAGACAGGAGGAUAAGGCCCAGUGCGAUGUCACCUGCUGUGAACCUGCAACCCGCGGGUAUCUGUGGAUUCCCGUUACGUCCCCCGGCCCGUUCAGCACACGGUGUCUCACCCUCCUGCUUAAAACAGCCGCGCGGCAGCACGCAGCCAUCAGCGUUAAACGACGCUCACUGGCUCGGCUGUCCUGCACAGUUCUAAAAUAUGCAGUACAAAAAAAACUGCAGUUACAUUUGGAACGUUUAGGAAAUUUCCCGAAUAGUCUCCUCCUUAGAUAAUGAUCGUAUUUUAAUCUGUGCGCAGAGACUCUCUCGCCACGUUCCUUCUCAUGAGGAAGAAGCUCGCUUGCCGGCUUUUCAGUGUAGCGUGGUAACGAGGGCUUAGUGGGCGCCAGUCGUGCUGGAUUCCACAGAGCAGCACAGCCGUGUGAUCAGCGACAUGAAAGAUCGACCAGCCCCGUCAUACGGUCACGGUCAAGGGCCACGGUCAAGGGCCACGGUCCCUGACCGCGUGUCUGCAUGAUGUCUAGCGUUCAGAGUUUUCACUCUGUACUUUUCAUUUGUUUUUUUUUUAGUACUUGUUUGUUUCUCGAUCUUUUAUUUUUUAUUUGUUUAAAACACAGUGAUGUCAGAAAUGACUUUUACGCGAUCCCCCAGUCAGCACCGGUGGAGCAAGUUUGAGCUCCGUCCAGUCCUUCAGAUGUACACGGAAACGGUCUGCGUUUAACUACGCCUCAGGCUUCUCCAGGUCUUCAGAAGUCUGCUUUUUUUUUCUGAGGGCGGGUCUGUAAUAUGCAAUUUUUCUUCUCAUUUUUUAGGGUUGAUUAGAGACUAUUUUUUUUCUCUCUUUUCUGGACUGAAAUAUUUUUAAACUGAUUUGAAACCUUCUGUUCUUUUUUGAUAGUUUUUUUUUUUUUUUUUUUUUUGGACUGAGACGUUUUUUAAGAAGUCUUAAGUGUGUGAGCCGGUGUUUACACACCUGUGUCAUUCCGGAUGGCGUCCCAGGUGUCAUUCCCCUCCGCAGAAUCUCAGGAUUACCCCGCCAGGAACACGGCCAGCCCGGACGGAGGAAGGAGACCCCUUUCUCCCGAAACCUUGUUUCCCCCCCUCCCACCCCUUCCCCCAUAUGGGAACGCGCUGGUAUCUGAUGCAGGUCUAUUGAGAGAUGAUGAUGAUGUUUAAAGAAAAGGGUUCUUUUGGGAUUCUGGAAGUGGUGUGUACUCUGUGUGUGUGAUGUGGGUGUGUUGCUGCCGUACUCCUGUAUGGAGUUAUGGACUAACGGGAUACAUGCUGCAUGGCAGCAAUGACGUGAUUGGCUGGGCUGCAAGGAGCAGUCAUGUGAUUGAUCAAGUUGCCAAGAAAUGAUGUUAAUAUUGUGCGUUACCAACCUGCGGAGCUAAUAGAGAAGAUUGCUGACAAGUUUCAGGGCAGCGUAGUGAUUGGCUACACAUGGCCAGGGUAAAAGGUUUUUUUUUUCUUUUCUGUUUUAAAGACUGCUUGAUACAGUAACUUAGUAAGAAGGCAUGGGGUGUUGUGAUAGAGGAUGUUUGUUUGCUUGCACUGAGAUGUGACGGGAGGGACAUAGCAGGUGAAGGAUAUGCAUGAGGUCAGUGUUUUGGGAGAGGAGACCCCGUUGCCAGGCAGACGGGAUGUCAGUUGAGGGCUGAAUAUGGUGACGGGCGUACGAUAGGCUCAGUGCUGAGAUUCCCAACAUGCGGCAGAUUCAUGCUGUGUGCUGUGCUGCUCAUACGAUUGAAACACCAACCUUUCCAGCUGAUCUUCAAAGAACCUCUUUUUUUCUGUGUAUGUGAUCAUUUUCAGAAUGUUUCCCAGUGAAAUACUUGUGUUCUGUCCAGGGAAUGUUUUUAGUCAUUUUUUUCAGUAUUUUUUAUUGAUUAUGUUCAGUUUGAAAAGGAGCUGAUUCCCAGAGAGCCAUGCCUUCGACUGCACAAAGCCGAUUGUUGAUUUUAGCCGACCUCAGCAAAGUCAGGACAUGUUUCGACCCCUUCCUCCAUCUUCCCAUCAUGCCACCGCCGUCUCCAUGCUACAGGGGGCGCUGUUUCUCUCUGUAAGCGAGAUACGGUGUGAAAAAACAGCUCUGUGACUGAUUGCCCUGGAACCAGGCUAGCACAAGGUAGCAUAGGCUCCGACUGCUCUGCUAGUUACAAGAGUUUUUUUAUGUCCUUAGUUUUCCUUGGGCAGACUAAAGCAAUGUUUGUCCUCUCUGUAAAUUUGUAGCGGGUUGACUUGUCCCAAGUUAGUCCUUACAAAAAUAUGAAAAAAUAAAUGAAAGCCAGUCAGAGUCUGAUCUAGGCCUGCUAGCCUGGGUCCAGCUCCACAGUUGUCCUUGCUCUCCUCUUUGUACAUUCAGGUGUGGCUAUUUUCUGUAUAUAAUGGUAUGCCUGUGUGUAUAUAUCUGUUUUAUUCAGUGAUGUUAAAAUCACCUUUGUUGUCAAAAUCCAACACUUCCCAGAAAAAAAGUUUAAUGUUUCAAAGCAAAGCAUGUAGGAAAUCAGUUUUUAAUCAUUCACAGCAGCAUUCCAAAUGUUUUUAAUCAUACCGACCCGCUGUGACCCUCAACUGCGCCGAAAUUGUGUAAUUCUGAUUUUGGCAGUGGGGAGCGAUGAUCGGGAAGAACCUUUGGAAUGAAAAUAAACAAAAACAGUGCUGUGGUGAUGGGAUGGAAGGGGCGUGUCCAAACAGAGGGGUGGCAGUGGGAAGGAGGCGUGGCCUCCCUGGGGUCGUUGCUCCGGUCAGUAUGGUAGUUUCUAAGUGACCUUUCGCCUGCCUCCAUGGGCCACGGCAGUGGUCAGCUCUGGGGGGCGAGCCGUAGACAAAAUGCUUGAAUGUGUCUGAGAUGAAUUGCCUUGCUGCAUUGUCUGUGUCGGAAGUAGGGAUGUCAGGGUGGAAGGGGUUGGGCGGAACCCCCUCGUACCCCAUGUUCUUUCUGAGAGAGAUGGGCAUCACGUAACCACGGACACCAGUACACCUCACCUUGUCAUCUUAUUAGACGCUGGCAGAAAUCCAAAAUAGGAUGUGAGACUCUCUACCUGCGGUCUAAUUGCAUACUGAUACUGCACCACGCCCGGCUACGACGUUGCUGGGGAAACGAGCGAUGUGCUGGAUGGUACGAGCCUGAUAUCCCAUCAUGCACUACUUCAGCGGGCACAGGGUGUCCUGGUGUCUGCUCGGAACGUGUGCCCAUCUCUCACAGUUUUAUUUAAUUUAUCCCCCCUCCCUCCCAGGGUUUGACCCUGAAGAGCUUGUACUGUGGCUGUUUGUGAGUUUGGCUAGUAUUCAAAAUUUAUCAAGUAAGUGAAAAAGUACCAUGGAGAAAUAAAAAAAAAAAAGGAU